GCGUCACCGGAAGUCAACACAGAGCAGCUAGCCGUUAGCGCUUGUGCUAGCUGCGGUCAGUCCGCCGUGAAUGGACCUGCGUCCUGUGUGGGCAGCAGCUGGGUUGUUGGACAGCGAUGACUUCGCUUCAUUUCCUCAGAGAGUUCAUCAGCGAGCGGCUGACGGCCGCCGCUUCGGAGAUCUUCGAGGUUUUUGAGAAAACCGUCGUCGGCUACGAGGAGACGAUCGACCGUCAGCGGAGGCUGCUGCUGGAGGUCAGCUGGAAACCUGAAAUAAAGCUGCCGCCAGCAGAGCCUCAGCAGAAACUCGUCGGUCAGAAAAAGAAAGAGGUUCCCGCCGAGCAGCAGCUCUGCAGCCAGGAGGGGAACCUCCGCCUGGACCAGGAGGAACCAGAACCUCCGCAGAUUAAAAAGGAGCAGGAGGAACCAGAACCUCCGCAGAUCAAAGAGGAGCAGGAGGAGCUCCGCAGCAGUCGGGACACAGAGCAGCUGGUGCUGAAGGAGGAGGAGGAGGCCUUCGUCGUGACUCUUAGCGAUGAAGAAAGUGAAGCGGAGUCGAAGYGCGAUCAGCUCCGAGUUCAGACAGCGAGGCAGGAUCUGGACUUUGAAUCGACGAGCAAAGUGGAGCUGAUGGCAAAGAGGGGAAAGAGGAGGAGUCAUAAAAUCCCCAGAAAUGUAAUCAGUGAGGAUCUGUCUCCUCUGUCGGACAGUGAGAGUGACUCAGAGAGGAGAAAAGUUUACGUAAAAUGUGGCGUUUGUGGAAAAAUCUUUAAGAACAAGUACCACCUGAAGAUGCACCACAGAACCCACACCGGUGUGAAGCCGUACGCUUGCAAUGACUGUGGGAAGAGGUUCAACGACUCCUCUACGCUGAAAUAUCACAUGAGGACGCACACGGGCGAGAAACCCUUCUCCUGUGAGACGUGCGGGAAAAAAUUCMGAUGUAGCUACAGCGUGUUGGUCCACAUGAGAACUCACACGGGAGAGAAACCGUACCCAUGCAACACGUGCGGGAAAAGAUUCACCAACUUGUCCGCAUUCAAGUGGCACACGGCGAUUCACACGGGCGAGAAACGCUACUCCUGCAAAAUCUGCGGGAAAAGUUUCACCCAGAACGGCAACCUGACGGCCCACAUGGGGACUCACACGGGGGAGAAGCGCCACGUCUGCAAAAUCUGCGAGAAGAGCUUCAGCCGGAGCAGCAACCUGCUCGUCCACAUGAGGAACCACACGGGGGAGAAACCGUACCCCUGCAAGACGUGCGGGGAAAGGUUCAAGUAUGCGGCGAUGCUUAAAAAACACCUAAAAACUCACGAAGGAGGCGAGACUUCCCCCUGCCAGACCUGCGGGAGAGGUCCCACCUGUCAGGAGGGCUCGACGGGCCAACACCAAGCUGACGAGUGUCAACCUGAAACAUCUGCGGGAAGAAACAUCUGUGUGGAAAAGGUCGAAGGCGUAAUUGAAUGAAGAGACAGAAGAUGUGUGACGCUGCAUGUUGAAACAAUCUGAUCAGAUUAAAGAACAAAACAUUUCUUUGGAAUGGGGGGGCGGGGCAAAUCUGUAAUAAUUUUGCAGCUUUUAUUUCUCCAAGCAGACUGAUGGUUUAGUACAGUUUCCAUUUAGUUACUGUGUGUUUUCUGUUAAAGAAGUUACUCAGAGGAGACACAGUGAGUCUUAUGGAAGGACUUCAGAGCUGUGGUAUGAACCCCCCCACCCCCCUCUACACACACACACACAAGUUAAACUCUUAUCUACGCACUCAACUACAAAACAGCAGCACCUGACUUGUGGGUUAAAUGGUUGAAAUCAGACUCGUUUUAUGAGGAUGAGACCAGAUUUGGCCACAAACUUAACUGAGCGGCCUCGCUCCUGAAUCAUUUCAUAUUAUUUAUUUUAUUCAGACCGCAGACAGGCGAGUAGGGGUCUCUGCAGACCAGGAGGCAUUUCCAAAGGAAGGUGGUUCUUAAGAGACACACCUGAUUGGACGAGCAAAAAUAGGCAUUACUGAAGCACACCACCUGAUUGGAUGAUCGUUGCUUCGGCGUUUCUCUAUAUUAUUAGCUUACUUUCUACCCUAGCAUCGGACUUUCAUAUUUAUUUUCAUUACAUUUAGUUUUACAAACUUGCAGCUGUUACCGUGGUAAAUAGAAGACUUGGAGAUAAUAACAGCUGGCAGGUUAGCUGCUGGUAUUUUAUGUUUAUAUGAAGACGCAGACAGUGUCAGACCCAUGUCUUCAUUAUUUCCACUUCUCUUAAAGAGCUCCAAGUUGCAUUUCAAAAUAAGAGCAACAUCAGUCUGUAGUGUUUUUUUAUUUUAUCUUUUGAGACAUUUAGAAAUAUGGAGAACUAAAUGUUUGGUUUUAAUGAUACUUUGUGGUUUCAUUAAAAAACAAACAGUU
Molecule: messenger RNA, 2398 nt
Organism: Austrofundulus limnaeus
Lineage: Eukaryota; Metazoa; Chordata; Actinopteri; Cyprinodontiformes; Rivulidae
Product: zinc finger and SCAN domain-containing protein 2
Exons: 2
Coding region: 117-1466 (449 amino acids)
Biological process (GO): regulation of transcription by RNA polymerase II
Molecular function (GO): DNA-binding transcription factor activity, RNA polymerase II-specific; RNA polymerase II cis-regulatory region sequence-specific DNA binding
Source: RefSeq, a predicted model, not a curated record